This is a messenger RNA of Penicillium coprophilum, 444 nucleotides long. RefSeq lists its product as uncharacterized. The record is from RefSeq and is a predicted model, not a curated record. The coding region runs from base 1 to 444 and encodes 147 amino acids. The transcript is spliced from 3 exons. Lineage: Eukaryota; Fungi; Ascomycota; Eurotiomycetes; Eurotiales; Aspergillaceae.
AUGCCAACUGGCCUUAUGACCUCACGGCAUGUCAAUGAUGAGUUGAUGAGUCGCCGAGUAUGCAAUUACCAUACCGUAAUUUUGUAUUUUACCCGAUUACACCCGGUUCCGGAGCCCCUUAUCUCGAUACCUCUAGACAGCUCCGGCUCAAAGCUUCUUUUUGAUACUCAAUUGUCUUGUUCCAAUUGCAAUUCAUACUCUCUGACAAUUAUGCUCAAUUCCCAUCUCAAUGACCUAAAUUACUUCAGCUUGUGUGGGUCCCGCCAAGCUGCGAUCAGCCGAAAUUACCAAAAAUCGAAUUUCCGGAAGAAAUGCGAAGAGCCUCUGGGCAAUCCGGAAAGACCAGUUUUCACGAUAGUUCGGGUUAUGGCGGGUCAAAAUUCCAGUCUAAGUGGACCGGCGAAAGCGAGGACACGACAACCCGGUUUUUUGCUUUUUUUUUAA